CUCUAAUUGGCUGAGUCCUGGAAGUCCCGUUUCCUUUGGAUAUAAUAUCCAUACCCGCUUCCAUUUUUCUUCACUCCUAACUACCUUAACUACGAUCUGGAGACCUUACCUGAGCUAAAAUGGCGAAAUCAAAGUUUCAAUCUAUCGCAGUAUUCGUAAUCCUCUUUGGAACCCUCGCAGCUCUCUCUCAGGCCAAAAAGUCUCAGAAGUCACACGAAAGUUUAAAAGAAGUUACUCAUAAAGUAUACUUUGAUGUUGAGAUUGAAGGAAAACCUGCUGGCCGUGUUAUCAUUGGCCUCUUUGGAAAAACUGUUCCUAAAACAGCAGAAAACUUUAGAGCAUUAUGUACAGGUGAGAAAGGCAUAGGAAAGAGCGGCAAGCCUCUGCAUUUCAGAGGUAGUAAAUUCCAUAGAAUUAUCCCUAGCUUCAUGAUUCAAGGUGGCGACUUUACCCAUGGUAAUGGCAUGGGUGGAGAGUCGAUUCAUGGGGAGAAGUUUGCCGAUGAAAAUUUCAAGCUCAAGCACACUGGCCCAGGAAUCCUUUCAAUGGCAAAUGCUGGUCCUGACACCAACGGUUCACAAUUCUUUAUCACAACUGUCACAACCAGCUGGCUGGAUGGAAAGCAUGUUGUUUUUGGGAAGGUGUUAUCUGGGAUGGACGUGGUAUAUAAAAUUGAAGCAGAAGGGAACCAGAGUGGUACGCCCAAGAGCAACGUUGUAAUUGUAGACAGCGGUGAACUCCCACUAUGAGUUAUUAUCAAGUUCGUUUAGCAGCAAAGCGUGUGGUAUUUUUGUAGUGCCACUUUAAAUUACUCCUUACCAUUCCAAAUAUGUGCUACUUGCGGCAUGGAAUUGAUGAGCUACCAUUUUGAUUUAGUUAAGCUUGAUAAAGUUUUCUGCGGUUUCACUUUUGAUAGAAAUGGUACUUUCACUUCCCCAAAUGCGAUCAGAAUACUAGUUUUGCUAGUUGAAUGUUCAUUGUAAUUUUCCAAGUAUAUUUUGUAAGUUUGCAAGCAUAAAUAAUCGUAACAUAUUUCGGUAGGUUUUUAAGGAAAAAGCUAAUCUAUAAUCAAUAAAAAGUAUUGUUUGCCAG
This is a messenger RNA of Cuscuta epithymum, 1092 nucleotides long. The record is from the annotation of a GenBank genome assembly. Lineage: Eukaryota; Viridiplantae; Streptophyta; Magnoliopsida; Solanales; Convolvulaceae.